Messenger RNA from Asparagus officinalis (garden asparagus), 1043 nucleotides. RefSeq names its product 60S ribosomal protein L7a-1. The record is from RefSeq and is a predicted model, not a curated record. The transcript is spliced from 7 exons. Gene Ontology annotation, biological process: ribosome biogenesis. The coding region runs from base 78 to 854 and encodes 258 amino acids. NCBI's taxonomy places the organism in Eukaryota, Viridiplantae, Streptophyta, Magnoliopsida, Asparagales, Asparagaceae. Gene Ontology annotation, cellular component: ribonucleoprotein complex.
GUCUCCAUAUAUAAUCGCCCCGUGGCCUUCUUCUCCAAAACCCUAAUCAAGCCUUUCUCGAGCUCUAGGCGCUGCAAAUGGCUCCCAAAAAAAUCGUGAAGCCAGGCGCCCAAUCGAAGAAGAAACCGGAGAAGGUUGUGAACCCUUUAUUUGAGAAGAGGCCGAAGCAAUUUGGGAUCGGGGGAGCUUUGCCGCCAAAAAGGGAUCUUCAUCGGUUUGUGAAAUGGCCGAAGGUGGUCAGGAUUCAGAGGCAGAGGAGGAUACUUAAGCAGAGGUUGAAGGUUCCUCCUGCUUUGAAUCAGUUCACCAAGACCCUUGAGAAGAAUCUUGCCACAAGUCUGUUCAAGAUGCUUCUAAAAUACAGGCCCGAGGACAAAGCAGCAAAGAAAGAGCGGCUUUUGAAGAGGGCGCAGGCUGAGGCUGAAGGCAAAACUGUUGAGGCUAAGAAGCCCAUAGUUGUUAAGUAUGGGCUUAAUCAUGUUACUUACCUAAUUGAACAGAACAAGGCUCAGCUAGUGGUUAUUGCUCAUGAUGUUGAUCCAAUUGAACUAGUUGUUUGGCUUCCUGCUUUAUGCAGAAAGAUGGAAAUCCCUUACUGCAUUGUCAAAGGAAAAGCACGUCUGGGAUCAAUUGUACACAAGAAAACUGCAUCAGUGUUGUGCUUAACAACUGUUAAGAAUGAGGACAAACUGGAAUUCAGCAAAAUCUUGGAAGCCAUCAAGGCGAACUUCAAUGACAAAUUUGACGAGAUUCGCAAGAAAUGGGGUGGAGGAAUUAUGGGUUCCAAAUCUCAGGCCAAAACUAAGGCCAGGGAGAGGCUUCUUGCGAAGGAAGCUGCUCAAAGGAUGACCUAAGUUUUUCUGCUUGACAUUUUUGUGUAGAUUCCGGGAUCUUGCUAGUUGUUAUAUGCCCCAUGAAGACGUUUCUCUGUUAGCAUUUUGAUGAAAUUUCGGCUGAGUUAUUACAUGUUCCCAAAGUUUUAAUUUGAUCGAUAACAGAAUGUUUCAUUAUGUGCUGUGAUUGUCAUUGCUACUGUUUGUCUA